Messenger RNA from Doryrhamphus excisus (bluestripe pipefish), 2922 nucleotides. RefSeq names its product potassium inwardly rectifying channel subfamily J member 13 (gene kcnj13). Gene Ontology annotation, molecular function: inward rectifier potassium channel activity. Gene Ontology annotation, biological process: potassium ion import across plasma membrane; regulation of monoatomic ion transmembrane transport. The record is from RefSeq and is a predicted model, not a curated record. Gene Ontology annotation, cellular component: plasma membrane. NCBI's taxonomy places the organism in Eukaryota, Metazoa, Chordata, Actinopteri, Syngnathiformes, Syngnathidae.
AGAGCGUCGCGCUCACGAGACACGAGAGCUCCCCACACCGAGAUAAGCUCUCAGUGGUGACACCUCGGUGGGAUUUUAGACCCGGUCCUCCCGAAGGAACUACUACCUUUCACGCCGUUUGCAUCGGCGCUGUCCUCUUGGCGAGACCGCCACAUAGGUGAAAGGUCAGCGGGCCCUUCUCUCGGUCUGUGUGCAGCUUGAGGACCUCUAAAGAUGACAAGCAAAUCCAACAGUAUAGUUCUGGGUGGCAAGGCGUUGUCCUCCCCUCUUCUGUCCCCCCCAAACCGCCAACGUCUGGUCACCAAAGAUGGACGUUGCACGCUCCGCCCUCCCCCGCGUCCCUCGGGCUCAUGGCUCGGAGCGUCGAGCCACCGGGCCUGGCUGCUGGCCGUCCACGACAUGUGGGGACAGUUGGUGGGUCUGCGCUGGAGAUGGGUUCUCUUGGCCUUCUGCGCAUCCUUUGUGGCGCACUGGCUUCUUUUCGCGUGUCUGUGGUACUUGCUGGCCCACAUCAAUGGAGAUCUGGACGUGCUGGAUCACGACGCGCCUCCGCAGGGCCACGUGGUCUGCGUGAAGCACAUCACCAGCUUCACCGCCGCCUUCUCCUUCUCCCUUGAGACGCAGCUCACCAUCGGCUACGGCACCAUGUUCCCCAGCGGGGACUGUCCCAGUGCCAUCGCUCUGUUGGCCGUGCAAAUGCUGCUGGGGCUCAUGCUGGAGGCGUUCAUCACAGGUGCAUUUGUGGCCAAGAUUUCCUGUCCCCAGAAGCGAGCCGGGGCCAUCCAGUUCAGCCCCCAGGCCGUGGUGGGCCAACACCAGGGCCAAACGUGCCUCAUGCUGCGAGCGGCAAAUCUGCUGAGGCGCCCCCUGGUGGACGUGAAGGUGAGUGCCGUUCUCUACGAGGAGAACGACGGUCAAGCCCUGCACCAAACCUCCGUGGACUUCUUCGCGGAUCAUCUGGGCCAACAGCCUUGUCCCUUCUUCAUCUUCCCACUCACCUUCUUCCAUCCGCUGGACCGCCGCAGUCCGCUCUACCCGGCCCUGCAUGAGGACACGUCCAGUCAGUUUGAGCUGGUGGUGUUCCUCUCGGCCUCGCAGGAGGGAACGGGCGAUACCUGUCAGAAGCGGACCUCCUACCUUCGCCAGGAAAUCCAGUUCGACCGGCGCUUUGUGCCCGCCUUAGCGUUUGAUGCCCACGGGAGGUACAUGAUGAGCAACCAUCACUUCGACACGACGCACUCCAAGGAACCUCUAGACAAGGACUGUGUGGUGCAGAUCAAUGGUGACGGUAGCGACAGGAUGGAGUGAGGAAACCUGGUCCGCCAGGACAACGAGCCGUUUCUAAGGAGAUAUUUUCUAAAUCGUUUUUGGAUUGUGAGGCAUUUCCGUCUUAUCCAACAGAUCAUACCAAAAUGGUUCUUUUUCACGCUUGAACCCAAUACAGUCAAUUCCCAGGAAAUGUGCUUGAUUAUGGAUAUUAUGAAUUUCAUGUUAAGUUCACCGGUUGCAGAACAGCGGAACCUCGGUUAGCGUCAUUAAUCCGUUCCAGAAGGCCCGACUCACACUAAAACGUACUCUAACCAAAUCCAUUUUUGUAAGAAAUCAUGUCAACACAUUUAAUCUGUUUUAUAGAUUUACAAUUAUAGUUUUACAUGCAGAAGACAAUGCACAAAAAUGAGGAAUGAACGAGAUAAAUGAACAUUUUACGAGAGAUCCACAAAACGACACCUUCAUUACUUUGCUAUGAGUUAUUUCUUCAGUUCAGUAGCGUUUCUCACCGUUAUCAAAUGCUAGCACUUGCUACUUUCUUACUUUUUUUUUGCAGCUGUGAUCAAUAAGCACAGCAGAGACUUGUGGCGUAGUUAGCAAAGAAAUAGAGUCAACAGCUGGGGGACAAUGACUUCAUUUUCCAUUUUGUUAGCAUGCUAACAAUGACGUUGUGAGAUAAAAAAAAAUGCUAUGAAAACAAUUGGACCGGCGCCAUAUUGUACACUAACCACGAAAUGUAUGGCAACCGUGACAAAAUCAUUUCUAUUGUAAACCAAAAAAAACACGCUAACCAGGUGUAUGCUAACUGAGGUUUCGCCGAAAUGCAACUGUCAACAGGUACGAUCCGUACGGUACACACGCCGUUCUUAAUCUGUGUCUCGUCUCAAAUAGAAUACUUCCGUCAGUAUAGUACCGAGUACGCAAAUUCUGACACGGUAAUGCGGUUCCAGAUCGAUUACCGUGGUAGCGCACAUACCGGAAACGGGUCAGCGCUGCACUGUUGGUAUGGUACGGUAUGGUACGGUAUUGACGUAUACUGACAGAUGUAUCGAAUUUGAGACACUAAAGCUAAAUACUGGUAAUAACGUCACCAUUCUCACUCUAAAGAUAUACUUGUUCACAUAAAAACAAUGUCAGUUGACAAUUGACAGUAUUUUUGUAUUGAUGUGGUCAUCUCAGAUUGACACUUUGGUGCCUUGUGAAUUGAAUUAUGCAUCAUUAAGUUCAGUGCAGUACAGUUAAAUGUUGGUGUUGAUAAUGCGAUAAAAACCACCCACCAUUGAUUGCAUCUAAAGCUGACAAUCUGUAAUAAUUAUUUCGUAAUGUAUUGAUUGAUAAAAUACUUCUGUAACAAACAACAGAAACGCUUUAUUUGGGUGUCUGACAUUUUCUAACAAAGAAACGGAUGAAAUAGUACGUCUGAUUGCUAAAUGAUUGCUUGACUUUUGAAAAAUCAUUGCACAGAUCAACACUUUGGAGAUUGUUUUUUAUUUUAAUUAGCAACUUAGUAGCAUACAAAUGGGUGCUUGUAUUACAGAUAUUUUCAUUCGCACGAAGAGAAUCAAAUUGUUGUUGGAUAAGAUUUUGGAGCUGAUUGUGACAGGUGACUUGUCACGGCGUCUCACAUGCUUUGCUGCCUUUGUACAGUGUACA